ACUCUCUUGUUACAUAACACCUGAAGUGAUGAAUAAAUUGAUAUUUUUAAAAUACUGAACACCAUCCAGCUCUUUAAACAUCUACGCCAUGUUGUUGAAGGCUCUAUUCCUUUUCUCUCUUCUGGCUAUAGCUCACGGCUGCUGCAAGAAAAGGUGCAAAUCGGAUUCGCUUGAAAAUCCUUUCAAUGGCAAAUGCUAUCAGAUUCCACCAGAACCUGAAAGACCAGCUGUAUGGUUGGACGAUUGUGAUAGAGUUCCUUCCGAUUGCGACAAUUACGGAUUGAUAUAUGACCUUCAACAUCCAAAAGGCGAUGGUCCAUGGUGUUCCUCAGGUCAAAAGAUAAGAUGUUUACUUCCAGAAAAGCCUAAAUUAACAGUAACCGGAGCCAAAGAAUUCAAAAUAAUUAGUAUUAAUGUUAUGGAAAGAAAUUAUUAUAUGACUUUGGACGGUCAAAAUGAGAGAACUUGCCGAAUCGUUCCUUGGCUAUUGAGCAAUUUUCCCAAUUUAGACGCUAUAGCUUUUCAAGAGACAUUUAUGGGUGGAUGCUUCUCUAACAAACUCAACUUGCGAGAUAUUCUGACUUAUUACGGAUUCAAAUAUCAAACUGAAACUAUUUAUUCGACUCUUAAAAUCUUAAAUGGAGGAACUUUUAUCGCUUCCAAAUGGCCUAUUGUCGAUGAAUAUGGAAAGAUUUUUACAACAGCCAACCCGUGGACAUUUGAAUAUUUUGUUGCAAAAGGUGUCUCAUACGGAAAGAUUGUUAAAACAGUUGAAAGUGAACAAAUGACUUAUAACGUUAUGACUACUCAUAUGCAAUCAUCUGGUUCGAAUUAUUAUAGAGAAGCUCAGUGCAGAGAGUGGGCAGACUUUUCAAAAAGUUUAGAUAUUCCUUCAAACGAAGCUCUUAUAUUUAGCGGUGAUUUAAAUAUGGAUGUUACAGAUCCGAGUUUAAAGAGCUGUAUUGAUUUAUUAAAUGGAACGUUACCGGAAAUAUCAGGCUUUCAGAAAGCCUCCUACGAUCCAAACAGUAAUGAUAUUUUACAAAUAGAAGAUAUGUACAAGCAAACUAUGCUGAUUGAUUUUGUUUUCCCAAGUAAAAUGCAUAGGCAACCUGAAAAAGCUAGUCAGGAGAUAAUCCAAAUGAAAUCUAAUGAUUAUUUUAAAAUAUGCUAUUGUAGCAUAUGUGUAUCGAGGACUAGACACGUUUUUCCAGAUGAUGAUUGCGAAAGAGUUGCAUGGAUUCAACAACUUUCCGAUCAUUACGCCGUACUUGGCCACUUCAAAUUCUAAUCAACAGUUAUAUUUUUGUUCCUUUUUUUUCUUUCUUUAUGUUUUUUUUUUGAUUAAUUUAAUCGUGCCAUGCAUUUAAACCAUGAUUUAUUAUUAUUAAUUAUAUAUUAAUUUAUAUACAGUAUGUAUUUAUUUAAUUAAAUAUCCUUAUUUAUACAUAAUCGUUCAUGUAAUUUAUUAGACGCUCAGAUCUAAUACAAAACGCACAAAAAAUCGAACAUUCUUUAAGUUUUAAUAGUCAGUCAUUUUGCAGUCUUUGUUCUCUUUCUCAGAUCAUAUAGUGUAUAUAUUUUAACUGUAAAUGCAUUUUUCCUGUCAGUUAACAAAAUAUGUUUGAUGAACAGCUGUUCAAUUUUUUAUUCUCUAUUCGUACCUUUAAAAAUUAUUCUAUUCCGAUUUCCUCUAACCGUUUUAUGUAGUGAGCUGUUUAACAUCCAACUGAAUAUUUAAACAUUGGAUUAGGGGAAAAAAUUAAAUCUGGUUCGUAAAUUGAACUUUAACCUUUAUGUAAAAUAGGUGUUAUUUUGUUUAUAGGUAAUCUUUUGUUAUUAUUCUUAAAUCUUUAGUAUAAAUUAUAAAAAUGAUUAUACCUAUAGCAUUUAUA
Molecule: messenger RNA, 1895 nt
Organism: Dimorphilus gyrociliatus
Lineage: Eukaryota; Metazoa; Annelida; Polychaeta; Dinophilidae
Source: the annotation of a GenBank genome assembly